Molecule: messenger RNA, 1247 nt
Organism: Cuscuta europaea
Lineage: Eukaryota; Viridiplantae; Streptophyta; Magnoliopsida; Solanales; Convolvulaceae
Source: the annotation of a GenBank genome assembly
CUCGCACACAAGCUCGGACUCCACUCGGUCACUCGGGUCUAUUUCACACUACCCGUCGGUCUUGGGUUUAGGCCCCGUGAUUUCUACAACUUCCACGUUUAGAGAUUCAUUUCAACCAUUCAUGGCUUUUCCCCAUCCGCAGGACUCGCCUACAGGAGCUACCGCCGAUCAGAUGAAUCUCACCGUAGCGUCGUCUCCUUUAACUCCGCCGAUGGUAGAAGGAAACAACCAAAAUAUUAUGGAUACGACAGAUCUGGCUGACACAAGCACAGGUGAGAAACGGAAAAGAGAAGGAAAGCUUAGAUCUGUUGUUUGGCAACAUUUCUCAAAGCUUAUAAGGGAGGACGGGACCUGCGAAAAAUGCAAGUGUGGCCAUUGCAAUAAGCUUUUCACUUGCUCAAGCCGAAGCGGAACAACACAUUUGCUUCGCCACUUAACUGAGGGAAGAUGUCCAGUCUUUAAGCUUGACAAGAAGGAUGACCACGCACUUACAAAUACAAUCAGUUUCAGUUGUUCUAGUGGUAAAACUGAUAGAAAAAGAACCAUGCUUCUUCCUUGGAAAUUCGAACAGCCACUUGCACAUCAACCCAUUGAACACUCCAUUGACAUGGCCAAUGACUUCUUCGUAGGGGAGGAGGGCUUAGAAGAUCUUGACCCUCGAACCAGCGGAUACCCAGAUGGUGACUUGGUAGGACAAUCGUCAACAUCUGCUGCAUAUGCUAAACUCCCUCAACAGAACACAAAAAGAUCUCAAUUGAGUGGAGAGACAUGGGUGAAUGAGUUGAGGGCAUGCACAAGCAAACUUGUCAAACUCACAAAUGAGCAAUGUCCUAACAGUUUGUUCUUGAAGACUUGUUUUGCUGGAAGUGGUCCUGAUUACUCGCUACGUACAGCCAUACAGUACUUGAAUGAAAUGGAAGAUACUAUUCCAGAGUCGAGUACAAUGUACCUAGAUGCUCUUGAUAUUAUCAGAGAUCCAGUAGAAAGGGAGUGUUUUCUUUCUCUAAACCCAGAGCCACGUAGAAAAUGGCUUCAAAGGACACUACACCGCCGAUAUCCUUCUCGCUACAAUAAAGACUUUUAACCGAAUUUUUUAUUUGUGUUCGAGACUUUUCAUCUUGUUGUACUGUGUGUUGAGCUCGUGGGAAACUGGGAAUGAAAACAAGAAAAUCUAAAAUUCUGUUGUACUUGUUCUCAAUAUUUUCUUAAGUUCAAAACUAACACCGAAUUAUGUAUAAACAGUUAGC